Abrus precatorius (Indian licorice) is the source of this 563-nucleotide messenger RNA. Its product is annotated as LOB domain-containing protein 25-like. The record is from RefSeq and is a predicted model, not a curated record. The transcript is spliced from 2 exons. The coding region runs from base 75 to 563 and encodes 162 amino acids. Lineage: Eukaryota; Viridiplantae; Streptophyta; Magnoliopsida; Fabales; Fabaceae.
GUGGCAUUAUUAAAGAAUAGAUCUUGAAAGAGCCUUCUGCAAGAGGAAAAAAAAAUAAAGUACUACUGAAGACCAUGGCCUCUUCUAGCUACUCUAACUCUCCCUGUGCUGCCUGCAAGUUUUUGAGAAGGAAAUGCAUGCCGGAUUGCAUUUUUGCCCCAUAUUUCCCACCAGAAGAGCCUCAAAAGUUUGCAAAUGUUCACAAGAUAUUUGGUGCAAGCAACGUGAGUAAACUACUCAAUGAAGUCCAACCCCACCAAAGGGAGGAUGCAGUGAACUCUCUGGCCUAUGAAGCCGAGGCACGGAUAAAAGAUCCUGUUUAUGGCUGUGUUGGGGCCAUUUCAGUACUCCAAAGGCAAGUGAUUAGGCUUCAGAAGGAAUUAGAUGCCACAAAUGCUGAUUUGAUCCGCUAUACCUGCAAUGAUAUGCCAACUCAAGACGGGAGAAGGAUGGGUGAAGGGGGAGGUUCGUCUCUUGGUCAAUCGCCUGGUUACUAUUAUCCUUCUCCUUGGAACAAUGAUCCACUUGGGGAUGGUUAUCACAGAGGUGACAAUAAUAUGUGA